AGACAUCCAGGUUGCUUUUGAGAUGGGUACGACAAGAUGUCAAAAAGGCAUCAUGUUGGUGAAUCGUUGAAUCCUCCUCUGCCGAAACGGGCCCGUACAAAUGCCGCUGAAAGUGAAACUGAUCGCCUUUCCUUGUUGAGCAACGAAAUUCUCCUCCAUAUCCUGUCUUUUCUGCCCAUUCCAUCUUUACUUACUUGCCAAAGGUUAUCACACCGGUUUCAUUCUUUGGCCGGAGACUCAGAGCUUUGGAAAAGGCAGUAUUAUUCAAAAUGGGUGCGACCCCGCGCGCGUCGAUUAGCGAUCACCAGGCGCGCUGCUACUCUUCCUCAGUCUAAAUUCGAGUACUCACCAAAGGUGUCGACAUGGCUGGACCAUGGACAUCUGGAUCGGAAAGAUCGAAUUACCAACUGGAAAAGGCAAUAUCAACUCCGGCAUAACUGGUCCAAAGGAAUUUGUCGAGUGACCCAAGUUGAGUUCUCGCAGCGUCCACAACCACCUAUGCUCGUGGCCUUUUGUGCUGGCUUUGUAUUUACAACAGACUCGCACGAUGGUCUGCGAGCUUGGUCUGCGGAAAGCCCGACGUCCUGUAUUGCAAGUGUCUCUUUAACGGACUCCGGGUCAGCACUUCCAGCUUCUCCAACAGCAUUAACCGCAACCUCCGGGCCCGAAAAAAAUUCUAUUGAGGUCGUGGUCGGGUUUGAAGAUGGCCACUUUAGUGUAUAUAGAUUGGAUUCCGCGAAAUCACGACUGGAUAUGGGCUUUUCCCGAGCUGGAUCUGUCCAGGGUGCCAUCACGGCCAUGGCUUCGUCCUUUCCUUACCUCAUGGUUGUUUCGAAGCACAAGGUGCUGUCCUUGUAUAAACUGCCGGUUAACGCAGAUGAUACAGACUGGCUAAACAAAUCUCAUUUGCUAGCAUCCUUGAAGGCGGACAGCAUUCUAUCACCUAUGUCGUUAUCUGUCCGCGUUGCCCGCUCAGAAAUUAUCGCAUCUAUUGUCUAUAGCUUCUUCCAUAUUGGCUGUGGCUGGUCGCUGGGGAUUCAGGAACUGCAUUUUGAUAAAAACGGCCAGCAGACAAUUUCGCGACUCGCCACGACAGUGGAUUCCCAGUAUGGUAUGGUGCCUUUACAUCAUCUAGCCCGCGCAGGCAAAGGGCAACCCUCAGUUUUCGAGCGCGAGGAAACCUUUAGUGAUCUGUAUACGAGGUCACUCAAACCUACUAUUUUACACCAAGACCCGCCGACUUCGGUUUCCUACUCUCAUCCUUAUCUUUUGACUUCCCAUGCAGACAACACCUUGACAGUAUAUCUCGUUGUUUCGACGGCGACCGAGCUCUUUGUGAAGGGUGGCCAAAGACUUUGGGGCCAUACUUCUUCUGUUUCGGCGGUUCAAGUCAGCGACCGAGGCAAGGCAGUCUCUAUUAGCUCGCACGGGGACGAGGUGCGAAUAUGGGAGCUUGAAGCUUUGAUUUCGUCUUUUGGGAGCCACAGAGUACUCAACGGGGAUAAAAGUAUUCGAGUCAACCCUGGAAAAGCGAGGCAUCGCGAGAGUGAGGGGUUUGGUGUACUGCCGGGGCUACCACACGAUGGAAUGUCUAAACACCAAUCGUCCGUGGAUAUCUCUGACGCAAUGGCCCAAAUGCGGGAUUGCAUUGGAUUUGAUGACGAGCGCCUGCUUUUACUUCGAGAACGGGAAUAUGGAGCGCAGCUCCUUGAGUUCUAUGACUUCACAUGAAGCCUUUUCACGAACAGAAGGAGGCUGGACCUUGUGAAAACGCAGUAUAACUGAUACGAUUGAACGCCUGGGUACUUUUUUCUUAUACAAAUAAUGAGCCAUUUAUAAUUUCCC
Molecule: messenger RNA, 1845 nt
Organism: Aspergillus ochraceoroseus IBT 24754
Lineage: Eukaryota; Fungi; Ascomycota; Eurotiomycetes; Eurotiales; Aspergillaceae
Product: WD domain protein
Exons: 2
Coding region: 37-1731 (564 amino acids)
Molecular function (GO): protein binding
Source: RefSeq, a predicted model, not a curated record